AUGUCCAACAGCAGCUCCAUCAGGCACUUCCUCCUGCUGCAAUUGGCAGACACGCAGCAGCUGCAGCUCCUGCACUUCUGCCUCUUGCUGGGCAUCUCCCUGGCUGCCCUCCUGGGCAAUGGCCUCAUCAUCAGUGCCGUAGCCUGCAGCCACCAGCUGCACACACCCAUGUUCUUCUUCCUGCUCAACCUGGCCCUCACUGACCUGGGCUCCAUCUGCACCACUGUCCCCAAAGCCAUGCACAAUUCCCUCUGGGACACCAGGAACAUCUCCUUCAAAGGAUGUGUUGCACAGCUCUUUUUUUUUGUUUUCUGCGCGAAUACAGAGUAUUUUUUCCUGACCAUCAUGUGCUAUGACCGCUACGUGUCCAUCUGCAAACCCCUGCACUAUGAGACCCUCCUGGGCACCAGAGCUUGUGCCCACAUUGCAGCAGCUGCCUGGGCCAGUGGCUUUCUCUAUUCACUGAUGCACACAGCCAAUACAUUUUCCCUGCCCCUGUGCCAUGGCAAUACUCUGGACCAGUUCUUCUGUGAAAUCCCUCAGAUCCUCAAGCUCUCCUGCUCCAAGUCCUAUCUCAGGGAAGUGGGGCUUCUUGCUGUUAGUGCCUGUUUUGAAUUUGGCUGUUUUGUGUUCAUUGUUUUCUCCUAUGCGCAGAUCUUCAGGGCUGUGCUGAGGAUCCCAUCUGAGCAGGGACGGCACAAAGCCUUUUCCACCUGCCUUCCUCAUCUGGCUGUGGUCUCUUUGUUCUUCAGCACUGCAAUGUUUUCCUAUCUGAAGCCAGCCUCCAUCUCCUCCCCAUCCCUGGAUGUGGCAGUGACAGUUCUGUACUCAGUGGUGCCUCCAGCCCUUAACCCCCUCAUCUACAGCCUGAGGAACCAGGAGCUCAAGGCUGCAGUGGCGAGACUGAUG
Molecule: messenger RNA, 909 nt
Organism: Melospiza melodia melodia
Lineage: Eukaryota; Metazoa; Chordata; Aves; Passeriformes; Passerellidae
Product: olfactory receptor 14J1-like
Exons: 1
Biological process (GO): detection of chemical stimulus involved in sensory perception of smell; G protein-coupled receptor signaling pathway
Cellular component (GO): plasma membrane
Molecular function (GO): olfactory receptor activity; G protein-coupled receptor activity
Source: RefSeq, a predicted model, not a curated record